Molecule: messenger RNA, 1049 nt
Organism: Strongylus vulgaris
Lineage: Eukaryota; Metazoa; Nematoda; Chromadorea; Rhabditida; Strongylidae
Source: the annotation of a GenBank genome assembly
GUAUUAGCCAGAGAUGGUCCAAACGCUCUGUCCCCACCAAGAACCACUCCAGAAUGGGUGAAAUUCUGCAAGAAUCUCUUCGGCGGUUUCGCCCUUCUGCUUUGGGGUCUCACAAAGGCAAAAGCAGCUGAAGUAUUAGCCAGAGAUGGUCCAAACGCUCUAUCCCCACCAAGAACCACUCCAGAGUGGGUGAAAUUCUGUAAGAAUCUCUUCGGCGGUUUCGCCCUUCUUCUUUGGCUGUAUCUUGGUAUUGUAUUGAUGACUGUUGUCGUAAUUACCGGUUGCUUCCAAUACUAUCAGGAAAGCAAAUCCAGCAAGAUUAUGGAAUCCUUUAAGAGCAUGGUCCCUACUUUCGCCCUCGUACAUCGCGAUGGUCAAAAGCAACAAAUUCGGACUGAAGACCUUGUGGUUGGCGAUAUUAUAGAAGUGAAAGGUGGAGAUCGUGUACCAGCUGAUAUCCGCAUUAUCACUGCCUUUGGUUUUAAGGUUGACAACUCCUCUCUAACUGGAGAGUCUGAACCACAAUCGCGAUCACCGGAGUGCACGAAUGAAAACCCUCUGGAAACUCGUAACAUCGCCUUUUUCUCUACAAAUGCUGUUGAGGGCACCGCAAAGGGUAUUGUCAUUUGUACCGGAGAUAGAACUGUUAUGGGUCGAAUCGCUCACCUGGCUUCUGGACUCGAUACUGGAAUGACACCUAUUGCUCGCGAAAUUGAGCAUUUCAUUCAUUUGAUCACUGGAGUAGCUGUGUUCCUCGGAGUUUCCUUCUUCAUCAUUGCUUUCAUCCUAGGAUAUCACUGGCUGACUGCUGUUGUAUUUCUGAUCGGUAUAAUUGUCGCCAACGUACCUGAAGGUCUGAUCGCUACCGUAACCGUAUGUCUAACCCUGACAGCGAAAAGGAUGGCGAGCAAGAACUGCUUGGUAAAGAAUUUGGAGGCUGUAGAGACCUUGGGAUCAACCUCAACGAUUUGCUCUGAUAAAACUGGAACAUUGACACAAAACAGGAUGACGGUUGCCCAUAUGUGGUAUGUGGUUUUCUUAACAUAGAU